Messenger RNA from Colletotrichum acutatum, 483 nucleotides. RefSeq lists its product as uncharacterized. Bases 1 to 483 code for a protein of 160 amino acids. The transcript has 4 exons. Lineage: Eukaryota; Fungi; Ascomycota; Sordariomycetes; Glomerellales; Glomerellaceae. The record is from RefSeq and is a predicted model, not a curated record.
AUGCUUCGUCAAGUAAUUGAUUUGGUUGGAUCCGCUUCAUCUGUGAUGCGAAUUAACUCGCAAGGCCAAUUCAAGGUGGCAACAGGUUCCCAGCUGCAAGAUGGGCCAACCGGACACAUUAUUGAUUCGAGUUUUCUCGCUGGAUUGUGUAGGCGAAAGUUGAGGGAUGGAGAGUUGGCGGCAGCGGCUGGUGCCAAGUCAGGCGGCCCCAUGAACCGUUUCUUCGUUCCUUGCAGUGGCCGUGUUUGUGCCUGUCAAUGGCCGGGGAAAUUCCCUCGAGGGGCGAGACCGCCAGAGCAAAGAGCGGUUGGAAAUGCUGGCCGCAACCCCGUCUUGGUUCUUGACUUCGUCCAGUUGUGUCCAGGCUUUGGUUGGAGGUCAAGUCGACAAUGCUCUGGCUCCGCCGCGAAGCGUCUCUUCCUCGAUGUACCUGGGCUAGCACGCCAUGCCCGAAACUUGGCUCUUGUUGGCGGCCUAGGCUAG